This is a messenger RNA of Clarias gariepinus (North African catfish), 1899 nucleotides long. It is a transcript of the gene minpp1b, whose product is annotated as multiple inositol-polyphosphate phosphatase 1b. Lineage: Eukaryota; Metazoa; Chordata; Actinopteri; Siluriformes; Clariidae. Gene Ontology annotation, molecular function: acid phosphatase activity; inositol phosphate phosphatase activity. The record is from RefSeq and is a predicted model, not a curated record. The transcript is spliced from 5 exons. The coding region runs from base 90 to 1475 and encodes 461 amino acids.
AGUAAAACAAUAAUAAUAAAAAGUUCGAGUGCUGGAUCUAUAGGUUUGCUACAGUGAAAAAAAAAGAGUAUUUAAAGCAUUUUUUAAAGAUGGAACCUGCAGUGUGCAAAAACAGACGCUUUCUCAUUGCUGCUCUAAGUAUGUUUACGGUCAGUGCUUCCUACUGUUUUCUAAAAAAAUCGAACAUACCAUCUAUUGCUGUUUACUUUGGGACCAAAGGUCGAUAUGAGGAGGUGAACCCACAAUUAAUAGACGAUAUUUUAUUCGUAAAUCAUUCCGCGGUGAGAGCUCCAGCCGCCGGCUGCCAGGCAGUGCACUUAGUGGCGGUGAUCAGACACGGCACGCGCUUCCCUACUAAGAAGAACAUCGUGAGGAUGCGGCGGCUGUACGAGCUGGUGAUGGCCGAGGCGUCCGGCGAGCAGCAGUGGCUCAGGGACAUUAAACAGAAAUGGAAGAUGUGGUACACUGAGGAUAUGGACGGCAAACUAGUAGAGAAAGGCAAAGAUGACCUGAGACAUUUGGCCGUGAGGUUGAGCAAGUCGUUUCCGACACUAAUUUCAGAGGAAAACCUGCGGCGAGAGCGCGUGGAGUUCAUCAGCAGCUCCAAACACAGGUGUGUGGACAGCAUCCGGGCCUUCCAGGAGGGACUCCUCAACCUCUGGGACGUGCGAGAUGUGGGUUUCAGACACUACGUGAACGAUUCACUCAUGCGCUUCUUCGAUCAGUGCAAAAGAUUUGUUGAAGAAGUUGAGCAGAACAAGACUGCGCUGAAGGAGGUCACGCUUUUCAAAUCAUCUCCGGAGAUGGACGAGGUCUGCAGGCGGAUGGCCAGUCGCUUACAAAUUCCACACACUCAGAUGACACCAGAUUUGGUUGAGGCUGCUUUCUUCUUGUGCGCUUAUGAGUUUGCAAUCAAAUCCAAGAAUUCACCGUGGUGUAACCUGCUGGAUGAGUUGGACGCACAGGUCCUUGAAUAUAAAAAUGAUCUGAAACAGUACUGGAAAAGGGGAUAUGGCUACGACAUUAACCGCAAAUCAAGCUGUGUCCUCUUCCAUGACCUCUUCAGGAGACUCGACCAGGCGUCAUAUGACUACAGGUUUGGAGAGGUAACUAAGGCAGUUACCAUCCAGCUGGGCCAUGGUGAGACUCUGCUACCUCUGCUUUCUCUGAUGGGUUUCUUCAGGGAUGAAACACCACUGACGGCUAAGAACUUCCCCUUUCAGCUUAGUCGCAAGUUCCGCUCCGGUCAAAUAGUGCCUUACGCCGCAAACCUGCUUUUUGUCCUGUAUGAGUGCCCAGAUGGACUCAGACUACAGUUUUUCCUCAAUGAGAAACCUCUGUCUUUUCCUAACAUAAGCGAACCAGCUCCAUUGUAUGAAACAGUUAGGAACCACUACUCUGACCUCCUGGGUGGGUGUGAUUUUCAGAAAGAAUGUAAAUUGCCUAAAGAUAAAGUCAAGAACUCUGAGCUGUGAUGUAGAUAAGGAAAUGUUUGAACUGACAGUGAGCAGAAAGAAAUCAUGUGUAAAGGAAUCAGAGAAUGCAAAAAUGUCCCGAAAAGUUUUUAUUGGUUAAGAUGAAUGAGAUAACCAAAAUAUGUGUGAUCAUGUUGGUGACCAAAUAUGUAGUUUAUUUAUGGUUUAGGGGUUUUUUUUCCUUUUUUUAGUUGGAAAAUUUCUUAACAGAAGCCAAAUUUAAUUAAGAACUGUAAGGAACCAAAUAUAUUUCUACUGAAAAAAAGACCUUUCUACUGAUAAAAUAAAUAAAAAGGCACCUUUUUUAUUUAAGGUGUGUACUUUUCAAGCAAACAGUAUGGUUUGAUGUCUUAGUUUGGUUUGCAUUGACGUGGGCUGUUGUGUGAAUGCAUACCGUGAUGGUGGUUGUGUCAACAUUCUUUUA